UGGGACCGAAGCCCAACUUCAUUGUUCGCGGGGUGACUCUUCCCGAAAGGGCCCGUUGGCUGCGCCUGCGCAGUGCACGCUCUUUGUGCCGGGCUGCCGCGGGUGGCCUGUGGAGGAGUCCGGCCCCCGAGCAGCCGGAGGCGGAGCCUGAGAGGCGUGGCCGCGCCCGCCGCGUGCAGAUUGGGCUCCCGCAGGGCGGCGGGCGGGCGCGGGGCGGAGCUUCUGAUAACAACACUCGGAACCCGGGCUGAGCUAUUUGUUGCUGCGCCGCCACUGCCCGAGCCCCGGUCCGCGCUCUCCUUUAGCUUUUUCAGCAGCAGCCGCCGCCGCCACCCUGGGACCCCCGGCUUCACCUCCUCCUCCUCCUCCCCGUCCCGCAGAGCCACCUGCCUCCUAGCACCAUGACCGUCGUCUCCGUCCCGCAGCGGGAGCCGCUGGUUCUGGGCAAUCGUCUGGCGCCGCUCGGCUUUUCCGGCCGCGGUUACUUCGGGGCCCUCCCGAUGGUAACCACGGCUCCGCCGCCCGUGCCCCGGAUCCCGGACCCCCGAGCGCUGCCCCCGACCCUCUUCCUCCCGCACUUCCUGGGGGGAGACGGCCCCUGCCUCACCCCCCAGCCUCGCGCUCCCGCAGCUCUGCCCAACUGCAGCCUGACCCCGGCGGGAGGCACCCCGCGGGCAGCGCCGAAGAAGCGGCGGAAGAAGAAGGUGCGGGCCUCCCCGGCGGGGCAGCUGCCCAGCCGCUUCCACCAGUACCAGCAGCACCGGCCGAGCCUGGAGGAAGGUCGGAGUCCGGCGAGCCGCCCGAGCGCAUCGCAGGAGGGCUCGGGCCAGGCCGCUGCCUCGGCCCUGGGUGCUGCGGCGGCCACCCGAACGGAGGGAUCGAGCCCUGUCCCCGGGCCGCUGCAGCCGGCGGAGCCCGGUCUACCCCCGUCCCAGAGAGAGGUUUUUAAAUCAAAGAUGGGAAAAUCAGAGAAAAUUGCCCUUCCCCACGGCCAGCUUGUGUAUGGUAUACACUUGUGUGAACAACCAAAGAUAAACAGACAGAAAAGCAGACAUAAUUUGCCACUAACCAAGAUGACCUCUGCAAAAAGGAAUGAAAAUAACUUCAGACAGGAUUCUGAUAUGCCUGAUAGAAUUCAGAAGCAGGAGAAAAAGCCUUUUAAAAAUACUGAGAACAUUAAAAGUACUAAUUUGAAGAAAUCAGCAUUUCUAACUGAAGGAAGCCAAAAGGAAAACUACGCUGGGGCAAGGUUCAGUGAUCCACCUUCUCCUAGUGUUCUUCCAAAGCCUCCUAGUCACUGGAUGGGAAACACUGCUGAGAAUGCCAACCCCAAUAGGGAGCUGAUGGCCGUGCACUUAAAAACGCUCCUGAAAGUUCAAACUUAAAGAGUUCACAUUCCAAUAUGUAUGUAAAACAGUAUUCCCCAAAUUUCUGGACUCUAAAAUAGGUACAGAAAUGGAAAUUUGCCUUGUUGCAACACAGUGCACAAGAUGAGCUAAAAAGUUACAUACAGCUUGUAUUAUAUUUUAUAUUUUGUAAAUACUGUAUACCAUGUAUUAUGUGUAUAUUGUUCAUACUUGAGAGGUACAUUAUAGUUUUGUUAUGAAAGUAUGUAUUUUGCCCUGCCAACGUGGUAGGUGUUUUGUAUAUAUACAGUGGAGAAAUUUUAUGUGCUAAGGCACAUGGAAGACCGAUUUAUUUGCACAUGGUACUGUUUUUCUUUUUAAGAAACAGCUGUCAAAUCUCAAAGUGAAAAUCUAAAUGUGAAGUUUACUAAUGCACUACUGAAGUUUAAAUUUGUGGCACAAUCAUUGUGAACAUGAGGUUGUGUUUCCUUAAAUUGAUUUCUGCCAUCUAAUCUGUAACUAUUGGAAAACUAUUCCCAUUUUUACCAAACAUAAUUGCUGGUUUUGGUAUAGCCAUUUUUUCACAAAUUUAAAAUGCUUCUAAUUUAAUGCCAACAAAAUUGGUUGUAAUCAAAUUAUAAAAUAAUAAUUGGCCUCCCCCCCCCCCAAAAAAAGUCUUGACUCUUUGUGUAUGACUGUUUCUCAAGUUUGAAUGUCUGAUCAAAAGAUCUUGUGAGAUUUGAGUGGUUUAUUGGGUCAUCCUGUCUGGCUUCAGUUUCAACAUCCCAAGUGCUAAGGUCACAAGGAUGCACUACUUACUGGCUCCAUUCUACUGGCUUUAUGCCUUAUUUUCAUGCUAAUUCUACAAAACUUAAGUCACCUACUAAGUAGCAUUGACUUAACCAUGUCAUACUCUUCAGUGACUGAAAUACUUGGGUUUCCUAUAUUGGCAUUAACCUCAACCAAGGCAAGUGUAAUUGAAAAAAUAUAAUACUUGGGGAUUUGGUUCUGAGGAGGGCAGUACCAAAGGCUUACCCCCUCAAGACUUCAAACUCUGCCUUAGCUAUCUUGCUGUACCAUUUGAGCCUUCAGUCUUAUUUUACUAGUUCAUUGGUGAUCCAGUAUUGCAAAUUUUCUACCCCCUAGCUGGCUUUGAACCACAAAUCUCAGUAGCCACAUCCUGAGUUGCUAGGAUUACAGAUGUGAGUCAAAGACACACAACUAAAGCUUGAGAGUAAGUGAACUUUGUGGGAGACCAGGCUUUUAAUAAUGUGUGUGCAUCUGUGCAUGUACAUUUGUAUUUCCAAGAAAAUUUUACAACAAUAGGUAAUUGUCAUAUUAGACAAAGCUAAAGUGUGGCUCAUAAAGUAUUUCUGAAUAAUUGGCCAAUAUUUCCAUGCAGGAAUAGUACAUG
Messenger RNA from Perognathus longimembris pacificus (Pacific pocket mouse), 2760 nucleotides. It is a transcript of the gene Pnrc1, whose product is annotated as proline rich nuclear receptor coactivator 1. The record is from RefSeq and is a predicted model, not a curated record. Gene Ontology annotation, cellular component: nucleus; P-body. The coding region runs from base 402 to 1385 and encodes 327 amino acids. The transcript is spliced from 2 exons. NCBI's taxonomy places the organism in Eukaryota, Metazoa, Chordata, Mammalia, Rodentia, Heteromyidae. Gene Ontology annotation, biological process: nuclear-transcribed mRNA catabolic process, nonsense-mediated decay.